This is a messenger RNA of Fraxinus pennsylvanica, 387 nucleotides long. NCBI's taxonomy places the organism in Eukaryota, Viridiplantae, Streptophyta, Magnoliopsida, Lamiales, Oleaceae. The record is from the annotation of a GenBank genome assembly.
AUGUUGAAGUUCUUGUCGAAGGUGAGAAUCGAGUUCAACGCACUAGACCCACGAAUAGCCUCUUGCAUGGAAUUCUUGGCGCAGUGCAAUGCUCGCAAGGCCAAGGAAUCUAACCCGUCUUGCCAGGUCCAAGUCAAGCGCCGCACCGACGAUUAUCCGCCGAAGAUUACUGUUACCUUUGUCAACGGCGUUGAGGAAACUUUCGAUGCGACCUCGACCCCCGCCCAGAGCAUCCGCAACUUGAUUCUUGACAAGGGUAGUCUCCUCGAAACGGAGCAGAUGUUUCGCGAAGCUGGCGAGCAGUGGCCUGUUAUUGUACCUGAAGAAGAACUUCGCCAACCAUUCACCGGAAUUAAGCCAAGGAAAGCGGAAGAGAAGAAGCAGUGA